Penicillium samsonianum is the source of this 1347-nucleotide messenger RNA. RefSeq lists its product as uncharacterized. Bases 1 to 1347 code for a protein of 448 amino acids. NCBI's taxonomy places the organism in Eukaryota, Fungi, Ascomycota, Eurotiomycetes, Eurotiales, Aspergillaceae. The record is from RefSeq and is a predicted model, not a curated record. The transcript is spliced from 3 exons. Gene Ontology annotation, biological process: oxalate metabolic process.
AUGCAGCUUACACGCCUUCUGUUAAACCUGGGAUAUCUCCAGGCUACAUGGGCUAUCCCUGCCCCGGAUCACAGCCUACAGAGGCUACUCCAAGUACCAGCCGGCCAUCCCGCAUCAUUAUUCGGUCAACAGCCUAUUUCCGGACAGCCGCCUUUCUCUCCGGGACAUCGCGACCCGUAUGAUCACAAGGUCGAUUCUGUUGGUGAUGGCCGACAGCCACUGCCGUUCCGCAAUGGAGAUGGUGCUACGGUGAUGGGACCGCGGAAUAGAGACCGCGAACGCCAGAACCCCGAUCUUGUCCGUCCACCGAGUACCGACCAUGGCAGUAUGCCUAAUAUGCGAUGGAGUUUUGCGGAUUCACAUAUUCGGAUCGAGGAAGGCGGAUGGACGCGACAAACGACUAUCCGCGAGCUACCCACUAGCCGUGAACUCGCGGGUGUGAAUAUGCGUCUAGAUAAAGGGGUCAUCCGCGAACUGCAUUGGCACACGGAAGCUGAAUGGGCGUAUGUGCUUGCUGGAAAAGUACGAGUCACUGCCCUGGACUUAGAAGGUGCCACUUUUAUGGACGACUUGGAGGCAGGAGAUCUGUGGUAUUUCCCUGCUGGACAUCCACAUUCGCUCCAGGGUCUAGGUGAAAAUGGCACCGAGUUCCUUCUGAUCUUUGAUGAUGGCAACUUCUCCGAAGAGUCCACCUUCGUUUUGACUGAUUGGUUGGUUCUAGCAGAGAACUUCCGGAUGUCACCAGAACAAUUCGACAAUAUCCCGACAUCCGAGAAGUACAUAUUCCAAGGCUCAAACCCGGGUAGCAUUGACCAGGAAAAACCACCCACCUUCAAGAAGUCAAAGAUAAACUUCACACACCAUAUGCACGCCCAAAAACCCCUUGAAACCAGCGGCGGUCGUGUCCGUAUUACUGACUCCACCAACUUCCCAAUUUCCAAAACAGUAGCAGCCGCCCAUCUGGAGAUUUCCCCGGGCGCACUACGCGAGAUGCACUGGCACCCCAACGCGGACGAAUGGACAUAUUUCAAGAAAGGUCGUGCGCGAGUUACGAUAUUUGCCGCGGAAGGAAACGCCAGAACAUUCAACUACAUGGCGGGUGAUGUGGGCAUCGUACCACGGAAUAUGGGCCACUUCAUUGAGAACCUGAGUGACGAUGAGCCGCUGGAGGUUUUGGAAAUCUUCCGCGCGGAUCGAUUCCGGGAUUUCUCUCUGUUCCAGUGGCUUGGUAGCUCACCUCGUCGAAUGAUUGCUGAGAACGUAUUUCCCGACGAUGCUAAGGCUGCAGAGACAUUUUUGAAAAAGAUCGAAGAUGCCGAAAAGGAUCCUAUCAAGGAUACGAUCUGA